Messenger RNA from Fusarium coffeatum, 2730 nucleotides. RefSeq lists its product as uncharacterized. Gene Ontology annotation, biological process: transmembrane transport; chloride transport. Gene Ontology annotation, cellular component: Golgi apparatus; membrane; early endosome. The record is from RefSeq and is a predicted model, not a curated record. Gene Ontology annotation, molecular function: voltage-gated chloride channel activity. Bases 1 to 2730 code for a protein of 909 amino acids. The transcript is spliced from 6 exons. NCBI's taxonomy places the organism in Eukaryota, Fungi, Ascomycota, Sordariomycetes, Hypocreales, Nectriaceae.
AUGUCUGGAGCGCCUCGAGACGAUACCUACCCUUACGCCUUCGCAUCCACGUCCGCUUCGUCCUCGUCGCACACGCCUAAUUCCGAUGAUCGCGACGAGCUUGACUUUCUUCAUGACAACGAAAACGAAAAUGAGAAUGACCAUGUCAGACCCAGCAACGAUAGCGGCCGUGGAAGAGCUAGAGAUAGAGACCAUGUUCUAGGCGACGACCCUUUGCAAGGCAACUUGAGUGCGCCCAUGACUUUCAAGCGAAGACAAGGUCCCUCACUGUGGUCUGCUCCUUCUCGACUCCUCUCCGCCAUCACGGGUUCGCGAUCAAACGCUUCUUCGAGAGGAGCUUCACCUGCUGUCUUCUCUGGCUCCAACGCUUCCCCGCGCGCCGAACCUGUCAUCUUCAACGAAGCUACCAAAGAUGGAGCGCCGCACGACUGGUACGUCGAAGGGCCGGGACGUCGAGUCGGAUACGAGGAUCUCACUGCCAUCGACUGGAUUUUUGAAUACACAAAAGAGCGCCAGAGGCUGCGUAUGCUCUACUCCAGCGCAUCCGGGGUUAUAGGUCCUGUGCGGCGGCUCAUCGAUGCUAGCCAAGUCUGGAUCAUUCUGCUUUUGACAGGAAUGCUUGUGGGAGCUGUCGCUGCAGGAAUCAACGUUACGACCGAUUGGCUUGGGGACUUGAAGGAAGGAUACUGUUCCAGUGGCCCAGAAGGCGGCCAUUUCUACCUUAACAAGGCCUUUUGCUGUUAUGGCUAUGACCAGGGUUCCAAGUGCGAUGGCUGGAAGUCUUGGGGUGACGCUCUGGGCGUUCAUUCAAAAGGCGGCAAGUGGUUUGUUGAAUAUCUGUUUUUUGUUUCUCUCGCGAUGCUGUUUGCUUACGUUGCUGCCGUGCUGGUCCAGGAAUAUGCCAUCUACGCUAAGCAUAGUGGUAUCCCUGAGAUCAAAACUGUUCUCGGAGGCUUCGUCAUCCGACGGUUCCUUGGAAUCUGGACUCUUGUGACCAAAUCGCUUGGCCUUUCUCUUGCUGUGGCAUCGGGCAUGUGGUUGGGAAAAGAAGGCCCUCUGAUUCACGUCGCUUGUUGUUGUGCAAACGUGUUUACGAAAUUGUUUCGAAACAUCAACGACAAUGAAGCACGGAAACGCGAGGUCCUCUCAGCCGCUGCCGCUUCGGGUGUCUCAGUGGCCUUUGGCUCACCCAUUGGUGGCGUGCUGUUCAGUCUUGAAACUCUGUCUUACUACUUCCCCGACAAGACUAUGUGGCAGAGCUUCGUCUGUGCCAUGACUGCUGCUGUCGUUCUUCAAGCUUUCGACCCCUUUAGAUCUGGCAAACUUGUCUUGUAUCAGGUUCACUACAGCAUUGGAUGGCAUGGUUUUGAACUAUUGCCUUACGCCAUUCUUGGUGUUCUAGGGGGCAUUCAUGGCGGCCUCUUCAUCAAACUGAAUAUGGCCAUCGCUCGCUGGAAGAAAUCAAACCGAUGGAUCCCUGGUCCAUUCGUCCAAGUUCUCAUCGUGGCGUUCUUCACUGCCCUUAUAAACUAUCCCAACUUCUACAUGAAGCUCCAAACGACUGAGCUCGUUUCUAAUCUCUUUUCUGAGUGCUCACAAGUUCUCGACGACCCUAUUGGCCUCUGUAGAACAGGCGCCGCUUCAGCCAAAACCAUUGUUCUUCUCGUCUUUGCUUCAGUCUUGGGCUUCUUCCUCGCUGCUGUGACGUUUGGCUUACAAAUCCCUGCUGGUAUCAUUCUGCCUUCAAUGGCUAUUGGUGCCUUGACUGGUCGUGCCGUGGGUAUUGUCAUGGAGAUUUGGGUUACCAACCAUCCGGGCUUCUUUCUCUUCGGCUCAUGCGAGCCUGAUAUUCCUUGUGUGACACCAGGGACAUAUGCUAUCGUCGGCGCAGCAGCAUCUCUAGCUGGCGUCACUCGUCUAACCGUCUCCAUCGUGGUCAUCAUGUUCGAGCUCACUGGCGCUCUUACUUAUGUUCUCCCUAUCAUGAUUGCUGUUAUGAUAUCAAAAUGGGUGGGCGAUGCUUUCUCACGCCGUGGUAUCUAUGAAUCGUGGAUUCAUUUCAACGAGUAUCCUUUCCUUGACAACAGCGAGAAUAACGACGCCAUCCCCGAUAUUCCGGCUGCUCAAGUCAUGACUCGCAUCGAGGACCUCGUCGUUCUUACUGCAACGGGCCAUACCAUCUCGUCGCUUACGAUUAUACUCGAGAUGCACCCAUACCGUGGUUUCCCAGUUAUAUCAGACCCUCGAGAAGCUAUUCUUCUUGGUUAUAUCUCCCGUGCCGAGCUUGCUUAUAAUCUCUCAGCCUCCACGCAAGCACCCCGUUCGCUCCCCCUAGAGACAGAAGCCUUCUUCUCCCACCAGCCCAUGGCUGACCCCCGGACGACACUUGAUCUUCGCCCAUGGAUGGACCAAACGCCUCUCACACUGCCAUCGCAUACAAGCCUUCAUCUUGUCGCUACUUACUUCCAGAAACUUGGCUUGCGCUACCUCCUAUUCAGCGAUCGUGGCGUACUUCAGGGCUUACUGACGAAGAAGGACGUCUGGUACGUCCUCAAUGGUGCUGAGGAGACACGGCGUACUAUGGGUUUGGCAUCGACUGGCGUUGGCCAUGAGACUGGCGUAGCGGAUAGGACGCCAGACGACAACGGUGGUGGCGAAAGAAGCGGGCUUUUGCGAGGUGAUAACGCUGAUGAUGGGGAUAGUAUUCAAGGCGAAGAGCCGAUGUUGUGA